This is a messenger RNA of Aphanomyces invadans, 991 nucleotides long. RefSeq lists its product as hypothetical. Gene Ontology annotation, molecular function: protein binding. The transcript has a single exon. The coding region runs from base 46 to 846 and encodes 266 amino acids. The record is from RefSeq and is a predicted model, not a curated record. Lineage: Eukaryota; Oomycota; Saprolegniomycetes; Saprolegniales; Verrucalvaceae.
GAAACCAUAGUCGAUUUUAAAAAUACAACCCCCCGACACACCGCGAUGGACGUGCCGACCGCGCUCAAGGUUGGUUACCGCGGCGAGAUACACCGCAUCCGCGUCGACUUGGCUGUGUUUGGUUUUGCCGACCUGCAGACGUUGUUUGCAGCCACAUUCCACCUGCCGUAUGGGUCGAUUUCUAUCCACUACAAAGACAUUGCCGGUGGGUUUGUAGCUGUGCGAUCCACCGACGAGUUUCGCGCGGCAUGUCAAAUCCUAUUGUCGCAGCGUACGAGCCUUCGCUUCUUUAGUGUGCCGACGACUGAAUCCACCUUGCACGAUCAAGUGGUGGCCAAGACUAUUCGCACUGGCGCAGUCGUCAACGCUUCGGGACAAAAUGCUGAGAUGAAACAGGCCGCCGGGCCGGGCACGUUGCAGUCGCAUCCCGCUCAAGAUUGCAUGGAUUCCGACGGCGUGUGCCGCAUGCAGGAACCCAGGAUUUUGAACUCGACACAAGUACAACCGACUUCCGUCACGGCCGCGACAUCACAACGUCGGCGCAGCAUCAUGGAGCGACCUUGUAAUGAUACCAGUGAGAACGUCAGAGUCGCCGCGGCGGAGGUGCCCAAAUACACUGAGGGGCUAGUUGAGAAGUUUCAACACUUGGACAUGACCCCGGCGGCUGCUCCAAACAUCUCAUGUCUCGAUGCCAUCCCAAGGGCGCCAUCGGGUCCGUCCAAGUGGGCGACAGAACUGGAGCUUGUGCAUGAAAUCAUCCCUGACGCCGACGCGACCAUCGUGGUGGCCUUGCUAGAAACAUCAAAGGGCGAAAUCCAGGUCGUGAUGAACGCGCUAACGUCAUGAGGGAGCAUGGGAGACACGAGCUUGAAAACCAUGCCAUGUCCAUGUGCGAAUCCGUCCCAUCGAUUGACCUGUCGAUGGAGUUUCCUUGAAGUGAGUGGUGACAUCGUCGUGGAGAUGGCUACAUAUAUACACCGAUGAGGGGGAA